Messenger RNA from Myxocyprinus asiaticus (Chinese sucker), 677 nucleotides. It is a transcript of the gene mrpl14, whose product is annotated as mitochondrial ribosomal protein L14. The transcript has 3 exons. Gene Ontology annotation, biological process: translation. NCBI's taxonomy places the organism in Eukaryota, Metazoa, Chordata, Actinopteri, Cypriniformes, Catostomidae. The record is from RefSeq and is a predicted model, not a curated record. The coding region runs from base 89 to 514 and encodes 141 amino acids. Gene Ontology annotation, cellular component: mitochondrion; ribosome. Gene Ontology annotation, molecular function: structural constituent of ribosome.
AAGAAAAAGAACGAACGUCGCCUUGUUAUGACGCGAGUUCAACGUGUGUGUGACAUUGGUGUGGUGUGAAUUAUCUGAACAGAUCAGUAUGGCCCUGUUUCAGUCAGGAUUGAUUCUGCCCAAACUGAUGCAGCAAAAGGCUUUCAGUGUCUCAGCAGCUAUGGCUGCAAUUCAGAAGUUAACACGAGUAAGAGUGGUCGACAACAGCGCUCUUGGGAAUGCCCAUCAUCACCGUCCACCAAAGGUCAUUCAUGUUUACACCAAGAAUGGAGUUGGUAAAGUGGGAGACAGAGUUUUGCUGGCUAUUAAAGGACAGAAGAAAAAAGCUCUCAUAGUUGGUCAUAAGAUGCCUGGUGCUCAAAUGACACCACGCUUCGAUUCAAAUAACGUUGUUUUGAUUGAGGAAAAUGGAAACCCCACAGGAACUAGAAUUAAAGCUCCUUUACCAACCCAGCUGCGCAAAAUGGAGGGAGACUAUUCUAAACUUUUAGCCAUUGCUCAGCGAUUUGUGUAGAUCAGCGUUUUCUGUAUUCUGGGAGGGAAAAUCCCAAAUGAGUCUCCUCUAUCGAACUUCCUGUUUUUGUAAAUAUCAAAAGAACUGUUCUUGCUAUUCAAGACAUUUGUUCUCAUGGUUGCUUGCUGAAUAAUUUAUAAUAAAAUAUAUGAAUGUAACUAUA